AGCCGGGUCCUGCCAGACGGUAAUGGGGAACCCCAACCAUCCACGCGUCUCAUCUUGGGGGUCCCAAGGGAUGUUCGGUUAUUAGCUUCUGCGGGGGCUGGGCACAGGCAGCAGAAUACCAAGGCCACCCAGCAGGGAGGAGGACGCCGAAAAAGCCCCGGAGGACCCUCUGGACGGACCAGGAGCAGAUGCUGAGACCUGGAGCAACCGGCUGGGAGUGAAGCCGGGCACUGCUCUCUCCCUUGGCAGAAGGAGCCAGGAUGGGGACCCCACAUGGGGUCUGUGGCAGGCUGCGCGUGGCCGCCCUGUCCUUGACACUGCCCCUGCUCCUCGCCCAGCUCUGUCACAGCAGCCACAAGGUGCCCCCGCGGACGUCCCGCCAGGCGCCAGAGGAGGACGGGACUGGGCCCCGCGUGCCAGGCGUCUGGGGCAGCUGGGGCCCCUGGUCAUCCUGUUCCCAGCCCUGCGGCCCAGGGGUCUCGGAGCGCACACGUGUCUGCCAGCCCCCGCUCCUGCCACCGCCACCACCAGCAGCCUGGGCUGGGGGGGGCACCCGCCGCCCGGCACCCCCCUUCCAGGAGGAGUGGGCUGGCACCUACCCCCUGCACACGGACGGGGGGCCGGCCCUGCCCCCCCGCUACAGCCCACCGCCCCGCUACACCCGCCAUGAGGAGCUGCCCGCUGCGCCCCUCCGCAGGCCCCCCCCUGCCCUGGACGACUCCUCUGGGCACGGCCUGGCCCCUGUCCCACGCCGCCCGCCCUCCCGGGCCCCCGCCCGCAGCGUCAUCCCCCUCUUCAAGCCUGAGGUGGGUGACAGGCCCCGGCACAGCUCCAUGGGCCACAGCAGGACAGCGACCCCCACACAAGUGGCUGGCGCUGCCCGGAGGUCCCAGACACGCGACACCAUCAAGCCGGGGAAGUAUGGCUACGGCAAGGUGCCCUUCGCACUGCCCCUACACAGGGAGGAGGGUGCCCCCCGCCUCCGGCGCCACCCAGGGCCCCCACUUCCGGCCAAGAAGCCCAAGCGCAAAGCCGGUCUGGCCGCGGCCCGGCAGAAGCCCGCCAGCAACAUGCAGCACCCGGCACGGGGGCCGGCAACGCCGCUGACCAAGGGUGGCGUGGAGCUGGGGGGGCCUGACGUGCCUCGCGGCUCAGGGCAGGGGGAGAUCGGGGACUUGGGGGCUGCAGUGCUGGAGCCCCAGGGCAGGGCGGGGGAUGAGCCGGGCUUGACAGGGCUCCCCGGGGCCGAGGCAGGCACGGGCAGCCGGGGGCAGCUGCCGGGAAACCACAGCUCCCUGCCCCAGCCGAGGUCAGGGGGCAUCCACAAGGGGGUGCUGAACCGGGAGGGGCCUGACUCUGGGAGGCCACCUCCCCCUGCCCGCCCCCGAGUGCAGCGCCAGGACAGGCCCCGGGCGGGCACCAGGAUGACCCACAGCCUCUAUGUGGACCAACCAGUGCCCGAGCCUGACACAUGGCUGCGCCAUCACCCCAUCCCCAGCGCAGGGCACAGCCCCCCCGACACGUCCCGCUGGAACCUGUACUCCCCUGGCACCGAGAGCCUCCACUGCGAGGGCGAGAGCCAGCAGCACAAAGCCUGCCAGCAGGAGUCGUGCCCCCCCAGCCAGCCUGACCCACGGGCCCUGCAGUGCGCGGCCUUCAACAGCCAGGAGUUCAUGGGCCGGCUCUACCAGUGGGAGCCCUUCACCGACGUGUGGGGAGCCCAGCGCUGCGAGCUCAACUGCCGCCCGGUCGGCUACCGCUUCUACGUGCGGCACACGGAGGCAGUGCGGGACGGCGCGCCCUGCCAGCCUGGCACCCCGGGCAUCUGCGUGGCUGGACGCUGCUUGAGCCCCGGGUGCGACGGGGUACUGGGCUCCAACCGGACGCUGGACGCCUGCGGGGUCUGCGGGGGCGACGGCUCCACCUGCCGCCUGGUGAGCGGCAACUUCAGCGACCGGCACGUGCCCAUCGGCUACCACCGCAUCCUGCGCCUGCCAGCCGGUGCCACCCACAUCCGCCUGGCCCAGCGCGCACCCAGCCCCAACUACCUGGCUCUGCGGAGCCGCGCUGGGAAGUCCCUCAUCAAUGGGAACUGGGCCGUGGACCCACCGGGGCGCUAUGAGGCUGGUGGCACUGUCUUCACCUACGCCCGGCCCAGCCCUGGCGAGCAGCGUGGCGGGGAGACUCUGACGGCUGAUGGCCCCACAGCCGAGCCCCUCGAUGUCUAUAUCAUCUUCCAGCAGGAUAACCCUGGCAUCUCCUACCAGUACUUCGUAGCAGUGCCCAGGCCCGAGAGCCCCCAGCCCCAGUUCGGCGCCCUGACUGUGGUGUCACCGAGUGAGACGCUGGAGCUGCCCACACCACCCGCCCCUGUGCCCGCCCGGCCCCCUGGCACGCUGCAGAGGAACGUGCGUGUGCCCCCACUGCCACCUCCUGCCACUGGACCUCAUGGCCUCUACUGGAAGCGCGUGGGCUCCACACCCUGCUCGGCCUCCUGUGGCACAGGGUCCUGGAAGCCACUGUUUCGCUGCGCCUGGCGCCACUCGCACGAGGAGCUGGAGGAUGAGCGGUGCCACGGGUUCCCCCGCCCGCCCGCGCCCCCCGAGCCCUGCAACACCCAGCCCUGCCCAGCCUACUGGGCCGUGGGCGAGUGGUCGGCUUGCAGCCGGUCGUGCGGGCCGGGCACACAGCACCGCCAGGUCCUGUGCCGCCAGAGCUUCGCCAACCGCAGCACCACAGUGCCGGCCCAGCGCUGUGCCCAGCUGCCCCGGCCCAGCCCCAGCCAGGCCUGCCAGGCACAGCCCUGCAGCCACUGGGAGGUGCGCACCGGCUGGAGUGCAUGCUCGGUGCCAUGCGGGCUGGGCCAGCGCAGCCGCCACGUGCGCUGCGUGAGUGACCAGGGUGACGUGCUGAGUGAUGGCGAGUGCCAGGGCAGCCACCGGCCCAGCGCCCGCGAGGCCUGCGACAUGGGGCCCUGCCAGCGUGCCUGGUUCCAUAGCUCCUGGAGUGACACGUGCUCAGCAGAGUGCGGCCCAGGCAUCCAGCGCCGCGCCGUGGUCUGUCUGUCCAGCCCGGGCGAGGGGCCGACGGAGGAGAGCUGCGUGGGCACCCGGCCCCCCGACAUGCGUGCCUGCAACAGCGGGCCCUGCCAGCGCCUUGCCCACUGGUACACAGGGCCCUGGAACCAGUGCUCAGCCGAGUGUGGGACGGGCACGCAGCGCCGCGACGUGAUCUGCGUGACCCAGCUGGGCGCUGACUUCAACGUGACAGGGGCAGCCGACUGCGCUCCCCAGCCGCGCCCACCCACCCUGCAGCCCUGCAUCGGCACCUCCUGCCGCCCCCGCUGGUUCUCCACCUCCUGGAGCGCGUGCUCCAAGUCGUGUGAGGGCGGUGUGCAGGUGCGGGAGGUGCAGUGCCUGACGCCCAACCGCACCCUCAGCAACCGCUGCCCGCCGGAGCUGCAGCCACCCGAGAAGCGCGUCUGCAACACCCAGCCUUGCGCACCCGAGCUCGAUGAGAGCUGCCAGGACAAGCACCCCAACUGCGUGGUGGUGGUGCAGGCGCGGCUCUGCGUCUACGCCUACUACCAAGCCGUCUGCUGCGCCGCCUGUGCCCGCACCCUCACCCGCCGCCAGGCCCCACCCGCUCGGUAGCACCCGACCCCCAGGAUAAGGCAGAUGCCACCCUGGAGCCCCUGGCGGCCUCUGAUGGAUCCUUCGUCCUGGGCUUGGAGACAGAGAUCCUGCUUGUCCCAGGGCCAGGAUUGGGCCCUACCUGCCCAGGAUCAGGCCCCUUGUGCCUUCCUGAUGGCCCCAGCAGGGAGCAAGGACUGAGCCCAGACGCCUGUCCUGCCCCAGCUGCCCCUUCUGUAGCCAGGGCUGGGAGCCCCCCACGGCCACCCCCGUCCCCCCACCCCAUCAAGGGGACUGGAGUCAGCUCAAGGUCCCUGCAAGCCCAUGAUGGUGCCUAGAACCUGCCCUCCCAGGUGCUCAGACCCCCCCAGAGAGGGUGGGCAGGAUGUGACCAUCUCUGUGGCCACCCCUGGGGGGCACCUUCCUGUGCCCCACCAGCAGGGGGCAGCACCGCCUAGUACUGGCAUGGCACACCUGUGUGCACAUACACACACACCCACCCCAGGACUCCCCGCCAGCUGGGCACUUCCUCCCCCCACCGCACCAGCCCCGUGAAUGGGACCACAGCCCCACCCCCCUCUGCCCAGCUGGAACAGCUGUAUCUAGGGGGUGAGGGGUGACCCAUAUCAGCCCAGCACCAGGCCCCAUAUCCAAUCUGGCCUGGGCAGGGGUUCAAUCUGCCCCACUGGAGAUGCCCUCCCCCCACCAGCAGCAGAAGGCUGUUAUGUUCCCAGGCACCGCGUGCCAGGCUAGCCAGGCCAGGCCACUGUAUAGCUCCCAGUCGGGGGCACCCAGAGUUAUAUGAAGCUAUAAAGGUCUAUGGUAAAGAAUGUAUCGGGGGGACGGGGUUGAUUAUGAAAAUCUAAUUUAUUUUUAUUAAAGAUGAUUGGACAGUU
Alligator mississippiensis (American alligator) is the source of this 4528-nucleotide messenger RNA. It is a transcript of the gene ADAMTSL4, whose product is annotated as ADAMTS like 4. Gene Ontology annotation, cellular component: extracellular matrix. The coding region runs from base 261 to 3653 and encodes 1130 amino acids. The record is from RefSeq and is a predicted model, not a curated record. NCBI's taxonomy places the organism in Eukaryota, Metazoa, Chordata, Crocodylia, Alligatoridae. Gene Ontology annotation, biological process: extracellular matrix organization. The transcript is spliced from 18 exons. Gene Ontology annotation, molecular function: metalloendopeptidase activity.